Pterocles gutturalis (yellow-throated sandgrouse) is the source of this 930-nucleotide messenger RNA. It is a transcript of the gene CD2, whose product is annotated as CD2 molecule. The transcript has 5 exons. The record is from RefSeq and is a predicted model, not a curated record. The coding region runs from base 1 to 930 and encodes 309 amino acids. Lineage: Eukaryota; Metazoa; Chordata; Aves; Pterocliformes; Pteroclidae.
AUGGACUUUAGGAGGAUUUUCCUACUCAAAUGCUUGCUGCUUUUAUUUCCCAGUGUAAAAUGCUCCGUCAGCAAGCGGAUUUACACAGCUGUGAAUGGGUCGGUUCUUCUGAGCAUUGCUGCUUCUGGGAGUGUAUAUGAUGCAUCAUGGCUGAGAGACAGAACAAGGUUGCUUCAGAUAAAAGAUGGGAAAGUUAAGUACUAUAUGAACAAGGACCAGUGCAGGUGUAAGGUAUUCCUAAAUGGGACUCUGCAAAUAGAGCAGGUGGUGAAAGAGGACAGUGGAAAGUACAGGGUGACUGUUUAUCAGAAGGAUGGAAAAUUGAAGGCAGAAGAAGACACGAUGCUAAUUGUUCAGGAGCUUGUCCCUCAGCCAAUCCUUAGUGCUGAAUGCAUGAAUAAAACCAUAUAUGUCAAGUGUGAAGUGAAGCAGAAGACUGAAGAUGAAACUCUUAUAAUAGAACUGAUUCAAGAUAAAAGCAAAAAAAUCCAAAAGAAUGCAACAAAGUUGGAAUGGCACACGCGGUUUUCUGGGACGUUCAGAUGUGUUGUUAAGAACAACGUCAGUGAAAAAACAGCUGAAAAAGUAAUUAAGUGCUCAGGCCGGCUGGACCUUUAUCUCAUCUUGAGCAUAGCAGGAGGUGCAGUCUUCUUUAUCAUCUUUGUGAUUUUGCUUAUUUAUUGUAUCAGGAAGAAGAAAGCGGAAAGGCUUGAAGAUGAUGACAAGGACCGAACAGCGCAGGCUCGCCGGGUGGAGAGUGAAAUGGUGGUGCGGGAGCUCCCUCAGCCGCCGUGCAACCCUACCCCGAAGCAGCUGCGGGUACAGCAGCGGCCGCUGCCACAGCCCCAUGUGCAGCAGCAAGCACUGCCCCCACGGCCCAGGCCCCGCACCCAGCAGCGGACUCCAAACCACCCGAGAGAAAGACCUUGA